GACAUUCUAAGAGUUUCAUCAUCCAAUUCAACGUGCUCGCCAUCAUCGGUGGUAAAAAAACGAGAAAAUCUCCCAAAAAUCCUCAUUUUAAAUCGGAAAAAAGUGCGUGAAACAUUAAUUAGCAGCAAGAAUGGCCUCAAGUUACCGUAAUUUGUUCAAAUUAGCGGCUCAAUCGCGAAAAAGUCUGUUAUGUAAACGCGAGUUUUCCACACUAUGGGAAAAGCCGACGACAUCGAAUCUCUUGUCCUUGCAAAAUCGCCGGGUUGGUUUGCGUUACUCGUCGGAGCAAGUAAAGGGCGCCGUAAUUGGUAUCGAUUUGGGCACAACCAACUCGUGUGUUGCCAUCAUGGAGGGCAAGCAAGCAAAGGUCAUCGAAAAUUCCGAAGGUUCUCGUACGACACCGUCACAUGUCGCCUUCACGAAGGACAAUGAGCGUCUUGUGGGCAUGCCAGCGAAGCGUCAAGCAGUAACGAACAGCGCAAAUACCUUUUAUGCGACAAAACGUUUGAUCGGGCGACGAUUCGAUGAUCCCGAAAUCAAGAAGGACUUGAAAAAUUUGUCGUAUAAAGUUGUCAAGGCCUCGAAUGGAGAUGCUUGGGUACAAGCAACGGACGGAAAAGUCUAUUCGCCAUCGCAGAUCGGAGCUUUCGUGUUGACAAAGAUGAAGGAAACGGCGGAAGCGUAUUUGGGACAACCCAUAAAGAACGCUGUGGUAACUGUGCCUGCUUAUUUCAACGACAGUCAACGUCAAGCGACGAAAGAUGCCGGACAAAUUGCUGGUUUGAACGUUUUGCGAGUCAUUAACGAGCCCACAGCAGCUGCUUUGGCUUACGGCAUGGACAAAACUGACGACAAAAUUAUCGCUGUGUACGAUUUGGGCGGCGGUACCUUCGACGUGUCGAUUUUGGAGAUCCAAAAAGGCGUUUUCGAGGUAAAAUCCACGAACGGAGACACUUUACUUGGCGGCGAAGACUUCGACAAUCACAUUGUCAACUUCCUCGUCGACGAAUUCAAGAAGGAUCAAGGUAUCGACAUUCGCAAAGAUGCCAUGGCCAUGCAACGUUUGAAGGAAGCUGCGGAAAAAGCAAAAAUCGAAUUAUCUUCUUCCGCCCAAACUGACAUCAAUUUGCCGUAUUUGACGAUGGAUGCCUCGGGACCCAAACACAUGAACUUGAAAAUGACGCGUGCCAAGUUGGAAUCAUUGGUUGGCGAUUUGAUCAAACGCACCAUUGCGCCCUGCCAAAAAGCCCUUGCCGACGCUGAAGUUAGCAAAAGUGACGUUGGCGAAGUUUUGUUGGUUGGCGGUAUGACGCGUAUGCCAAAAGUUCAGUCGGUUGUGCAGGAAAUUUUCGGAAGAGCUCCCUCGAAGGCUGUCAAUCCCGAUGAAGCUGUUGCUGUUGGCGCUGCAGUUCAAGGCGGAGUUUUGGCUGGAGAUGUUACGGAUGUGCUUUUGCUCGAUGUUACGCCACUGUCGUUGGGUAUUGAAACGCUCGGAGGAGUUUUCACGAGAUUAAUUACGCGAAACACGACAAUUCCCACGAAGAAAUCGCAAGUUUUCUCAACAGCUGCUGACGGACAAACGCAAGUCGAGAUCAAGGUACAUCAAGGAGAACGUGAAAUGGCUGCCGAUAACAAGAUGUUGGGAUCGUUCACACUCGUUGGCAUUCCUCCAGCGCCCCGUGGAGUCCCACAAAUUGAAGUUACAUUCGAUAUUGAUGCAAACGGCAUUGUCCACGUAUCUGCUCGCGACAAGGGAACUGGCAAGGAACAACAAAUUGUCAUCCAAUCAUCGGGCGGCUUGAGCAAAGACGAAAUCGAGAACAUGAUCAAGAGAGCCGAACAAUUCGCUGCUGAGGACAAAAUCAAGAAGGAACGCAUCGAAGUUGUCAAUACGGCAGAAAGCGUUGUUCACGACACCGAAACCAAAAUGGAAGAAUACAAGGAUCAAUUGCCGAAGGAAGAAUGCGACAAAAUGCGCGAAGAAAUUACCAAAGUUCGCGAAUUGUUGGCCAACAAGGACUCCGCCGACCCUGAGGAAAUCCGCAAGACUGUCUCAAGCCUCCAACAAUCCUCGUUGAAACUCUUCGAAAUGGCAUACAAGAAAAUGGCAUCGGAACGCGAAUCAUCAUCCGGAAGCGGCAGCAGCAGUAACGAACAAACCACACAAAGCGACGACACACAAGGCGAAAAGAAGGAAAACAAAAGUUAAAUAAUUCGAACGAGCAACACUUUUUUUUUUUAAUUUUUUGUAAAAUUUUUCCUUUUCCCACUUCAUAGAUGAAUAUUUUGUGUGCAUAGAAGUAGAUUAGGAAGUCCCGAUUAAUUUUAAGCAUUUUCCCCAAAAAAAAAACUUAAAUAAACAAACGACAGGAUAUCGUGCAAAUUGGACUGAAAAAAAAUUCGUUAAAUUUAGUCAUGUGUUGAAUUUUUUUAUGUCCCUCGAACGAGAACUUUACAAAAAUAGACUUUAAGUUAUCACGCAUUAAAAUUUACUGAUAGGGAACUUUAAUGUAAAAGCGCGAAAUUAUUAUCAAGAGUUACUAAGCUGUACCAGUUAUUAAAAAAAAAUUAUAGAAAAGUAGAAUGAUUGAGAAUGAAGCAAACCAAGAUGCAAGAUUAAAAAUUAUUGAUAAUAAAAAAUUGAUU
Messenger RNA from Culicoides brevitarsis, 2646 nucleotides. RefSeq names its product heat shock 70 kDa protein cognate 5 (gene Hsc70-5). Bases 131 to 2209 code for a protein of 692 amino acids. Lineage: Eukaryota; Metazoa; Arthropoda; Insecta; Diptera; Ceratopogonidae. Gene Ontology annotation, cellular component: cytoplasm; mitochondrion. The record is from RefSeq and is a predicted model, not a curated record. Gene Ontology annotation, molecular function: ATP-dependent protein folding chaperone; ATP binding. The transcript has 2 exons. Gene Ontology annotation, biological process: protein folding.